Molecule: messenger RNA, 975 nt
Organism: Eubalaena glacialis (North Atlantic right whale)
Lineage: Eukaryota; Metazoa; Chordata; Mammalia; Artiodactyla; Balaenidae
Gene: HSPB2
Product: heat shock protein family B (small) member 2
Exons: 2
Coding region: 249-794 (181 amino acids)
Biological process (GO): protein refolding; response to heat
Molecular function (GO): structural constituent of eye lens; protein folding chaperone
Source: RefSeq, a predicted model, not a curated record
UCCUCCCCGCGGGGCCCCCCGUGACAGCUGAAGGGUGUGCAGCGGAGGGGACGGGGGUCCAGGCGGCGCAGGCCACACACUCGACGCGGGCGCUACCCGCCCCUCCCCCACCGGGCUCGGCACUAUUUUGGGUGGUGUAGACCCCGCCCCCACCUUCGAGUGCGCCCGGGCUCUGCGGCAGCUGGAGGGGUGCCGCUGCGCCAGCUGGGGCCGCACCUCGAGCCGGGGCCGCCGGCGGGUCUGCAGCCAUGUCGGGCCGCUCGGUGCCACAUGCCCACCCGGCCACCGCCGAGUACGAGUUUGCCAACCCGAGCCGCCUGGGCGAGCAGCGCUUCGGGGAAGGCCUCCUGCCAGAAGAGAUCCUGACCCCCACCCUCUACCAUGGCUACUAUGUCCGGCCCCGGGCCGCCCAAGCUGGGGAGGGCAGCAGGGCAGGGGCCUCUGAGCUUCGGCUCAGUGAGGGCAAGUUCCAGGCGUUUCUGGAUGUGAGCCACUUUACCCCCGAUGAGGUAACCGUGAGGACUGUGGACAACCUACUGGAGGUGUCUGCCCGGCACCCCCAGCGCCUGGACCGCCAUGGCUUCGUGUCCAGAGAGUUCUGCCGAACCUACGUCCUGCCUGCUGAUGUUGACCCCUGGCGGGUCCGCGCCGCUCUCUCCCAUGAUGGCAUCCUCAACCUGGAGGCGCCUCGGGGUGGCCGACAUUUGGACACAGAGGUCAAUGAGGUCUACAUCUCCCUGCUCCCUGCACCUCCUGAUCCAGAGGAAGAGGAGGCAGCCAGUGUUGAGCCCUGAGUGCCACAGACCCAGCACCCUUUCUAGCUCCCGCGGUGAUAGGACUAGCUGCUCACCACCCCAGAGGUAGCAGCAUCCUUGGGGGAAGGGAAAAGUGCAUGGUCACAAUGUAUGGUUUGGUCCCUUGGGACGUGUCAUAGUGUUUUCAUUUAGUUUUGGGUGGAGCUGAAUAAACCCAAAU